Neodiprion virginianus is the source of this 3851-nucleotide messenger RNA. RefSeq lists its product as uncharacterized. NCBI's taxonomy places the organism in Eukaryota, Metazoa, Arthropoda, Insecta, Hymenoptera, Diprionidae. The record is from RefSeq and is a predicted model, not a curated record. The transcript has 7 exons. The coding region runs from base 128 to 2809 and encodes 893 amino acids.
AAUUUGGAACAAAGGUUUUUUAGCGUGUGUGCGAUAACUGAUUAACAUAAGAAUAAUUAACUUCGGAAUAUCCGCAGGCUAAUAUUAUAUCAGUCUAUUUUUAUUUUUAACGAAUACAUCGUUCGAUAUGCCGCGGUGGGAAAUUUUUAUCCGACAAUUUGCUUUAUUGCAAAGUUUAAUUACCGUGACAAUAUUUUUCGGGUCAAUGAAUAUUGAGGCUGCUCCCAUAGCAGAUCUUAACUCUGUGAAUUUAACCACAGAGUUUAAUAUCACGGGAGAGUGUCUACCGCUGGGUGAAAUAGCGAAAUUCGAGAAAUACCCUACGGAAAAAAAUGAUGAUCCGCAAUCGGGUACCGGAUUUCCGGUCAUAAACGCCGCGGCUUUGACCAGCGACGAUUUCGCGAGGGUGGAAUAUAAAAAUUCGGAAUUAUCGCCAUUCGGCGACGAUCAGGCAGACUGGAUGAGACUGAAAAUUCUUCACGAUCUCCUUCAGCGCCCUCAAGACGAUUUUUUGAAAUCCAACUUUCAAACGGUUUACAAGUUCUUGGUCACCGCUUACAAACGUCUGCGAAGUGGUAAAAAAAUUACGGAAAACAGUCACAUGGAAGAUCGAAGUGGCGGAGAAAAUUCAAGUCUCGAGGACGGGGUGGAAAAAGAUGAAGAUAAGAGGGUCUUUCACACCUCGUCAACCUCCUCGACGUCUGACGGACUCCCUCACCGGCUUUAUCGCUCCACUCUCAUACACAGCGAGAUAAACGACGACGACGACGAAGAAAACGACUACGCAGAAUCGCUUGACGAUCUUUUGGAAACGACCGGCGUUGCGGCCUCGAAACUUGACGUAGGAAAAACGAAUUUGUAUCUCAAGCCGAAGACGACCGCGACUAGUACCGAAUCAAUGCGGAUAAUAACCGUCGUCGAACAUCCGACGGAAGAAACGAACACUGUGUCAAAAACUCUUUUGGAUUCGGGGGAAGAUGACUCGAAGUCAGAGAUUGAUCGAAAAUAUACCGAAUCUAAUUCCGUCACCACUGAAAUAAAGCGGGUUUUUGAUGCCACUGGUGACUUCCGAUCGAUAUUGACCACCGAGGAGGAAGGAAACGAUCAACAACUUUUUAACACGACAUUGAAAAAUUUGGAUACUGUUUUUGAAGGAUCCACUCGGACGGAUAUUACCGCGCAGAAUAAUUUCGUGACGGAAAUAACUACGGCUGAGAAUAAUAACAGAGAAAUUGGAAGUACAGCUAUGAGUAACAUUGAAAGUGGAGUUUACGGUACGAUGAAUAAUAUCGGAGUUGGAAUUACUACUCGGAUUAAUUCUCAAUCCGAAACCACGUGGAAGAGUAUCUUUGAAGCAGGAAUUACAAUCGAGAAUGAUACUGAAACGAAAUUUCAUGCAGCGAAGAAUAAUUCUGGGUUUGAAAAUAGGACUCGGAUUAAUUCCGAGUUUGAAAACGCAACGAAGAAAAUUUCCGAGCCUGAAAACACUACUGAGAUUAAUAACGAAUCGAGUAUUUAUGGGACGAUGAGUAGCUCGGAACCUGGAAUUACGGCUGAGAAUAAUUCCGGAACCGGGAUUAAAAUCAAUUACAAUAAUACCGAAACGGAAAUUGCGACUACAGGAAAUAAUUUUUCAACGAUAAUGACAACUGAAAAAAGUAACAUUCAAACACCGAUAGCUGCGAAGAAUAAUUCCGAUGCCAAAUUUACCAUCAAAAAUGAAAGCGAUGUAAAUGUUGAAACAAAAAUUACAACUUUAAGAAACGAUAUUGAAACAGAAAAUUCAACCACAGAGAAUAAUGUUGAAAUUGGAAUCGCGGUUGAAAAUGAAUCUGGAAUUAAAACUAGCUUUGCAAAGAAUGAUUUCGAAACGGAAAAAAUCUCGCAUUCGUCACAAUUUCCCGGCACGUCGAUCGAGUUUUCAACGGUAUCACAAUUCUCGGAGAAAAUCAACGGCAAUCCAGACGGUUAUCGAAUGAUCUCUGACAGGUUUCACGAAUCGUUGGAAUCGACGACCGUUUCGAGUCGCCACGUCGCAGGAAUCAGCGAUAUUCCUUACAGCGCCACAAGUGAGGAAAAUGACCCGGAUAUUCCGGCGGUCACGAAACCGGAAGACGGUGACAAAAUCGCAGGAAAUUCCGGCGACGAAGAGGCCGAACUUUCAAUUCACUCCCAAACUACGACGACGACGACGACGAUUUUUCAUCCCUCUUCGACUGAUCGUGGAAUUCCGGUUCGGGAUGCGAAAAAGGUGCAGGUGAUACUGAAAAUCGGCGACAUCGAGUUAUCGCCCUACAACGGCAUGACCAGAUCUACCGAAGUGGGCCUGGUGAAAAUACCGGGUUCAAAAAAUGGUCGCAAAGAAUUUUCGGGACCAACGAAUUACGUUUCGAGAAUUUACAACUUAAAUGACAACGAGGCGGCGAUCGAAGAGGAGGGCGAAAACGAAGACUCGGUCAAUCCGAAAUCGUCUUACAACGACCCGUACAGUUACGCAAAAAAUUUCGACAGCGAUCAUCCCCAUCGACAUCUUCCUCGGUAUCACCGUUUCGACGAAUCGUUGGAUUCAGGCGAGUCGAAGGCGUCUUGGGAAAAUUAUCGCUCGAAGAAUUUUCCCCAUCCGCAAGUUCGAGUUCCGGUAAAAAGAGGCGGCCACAAUACCAAUAUCGAAAAAUUGUACAGGUGGUUCUACAGGACCGGUCAGGAAGCCGAAAAUCCGGAUCUUUCAAGACGGGGUUUGCUGGUCAGGUACAUAGCGAAACCGGAAAUCAGGUGCAAGGAAUUGGCUAAAGUCCGAGGGGAUCGAUGAACGACUUUGAACUUCCGCAUCGAAGAACAUCCGAGGCAAGAAGAAGGGAUAAUAAAAGGAAUAGGAAGGGACAAUAGGACGAGGGAUGAAAAAAGUACCCUGAUUUUCGUCUCUUUGCGCGUGUGUGUGUGUGUUUUUUUUCCCACCGCGGUGCGGCAUUAUCAUAUUUAGUGGGAUAUGUUUUGACAGAAUGGGGAGAACGGUGAUGAUAAUGAUGAUGAUGAUGAUGAUGAUGAUGAUGAUGAUGAUGAUGAUGAUGAUGAUGAUGAUGAUGAUGAUGAUGAUGACAAUAUUGAGGAAUGAGAAUAUGCAAAGAUGAUUAUGUACGUACCUCAGCCUCCUUGACGACCCGGGAUACUUAUAAUCCAUUUAUUCUACGAUAAGACAGAGAAGCCCUUUCCGGCUUCAAUGCUUCCUGCCUCUCCCUUCAUCCCCUUCGUCCCCUUCAUCGACGGCUCUGUCAUCGCGCCUUACAUCCUCCUCAUUGAUUUUAUUCAACGCGCGGUUCCCCGACUAACGAGGAUCCAUAUUUUUACCCCCCCGCCGAGUUGCCAGAUGUUUUAUCCGCGCAAAAUCUCAUAACAUUAUAUAAUACGCUUCUUUCUACUUUUUCCACUUAUCCAUUUGUAAUGGAUGUUUUUCAUGCAAGGACCAAUUUUUUAUGUCGAGGGUAAAGAAAAAAUCUCCUUUCUUCACUUUUUAUUAUUCCCAAAGCUUCUGUUUUGUAUCGUAUGAGAUUAUUAUUGCCCCAUCAUCGCUGCAACCGCAUAAUCAAAAGCUGGGUAUACAAGCGAGGAUGUCUCGUGGGUGUAAAAACGUUGAAACCCUUUUUUGCGGUAUGUAUAAUUUCCUUUUGUUUCGCCUUACAAAACUGGGAUUUUAUCACCCCCCCCACCCCGCUACCGUUCUUCUGUUUUUCCUUUCCCCCAUCCCCUCGGUUAUAAAUUAUCCUGGCUCUUCUCGUUAUUUCGUUUUAUUCUUCCUUUCAGGGAAACAUUCGCAAACACACGUAUUACAACGUGCAUAUAUUUACACAGCCAAC